GGCCCUCGAAGGCGCUCUCUCCGUCUCCAGUUUGACAACAGAGCUGUAGCCGAGCGUCCUCCUGCACCCUUACACCUGUCAAGAUGCCUGCAGACUACAAUGGGCGGUGGGAGAUGGUGAGCAACGAGAACUUUGAGGAAGUCAUGAAAGCCCUCGACAUUGACUUUGCCACCAGAAAGAUAGCAAACCACUUGCAUCAGACGAAAGUCAUCGUCCAAAACGGAGACAAGUUCGAAACCAAGACUCUGAGCACCUUCAGGAACUACGAGGUCAACUUCACCGUCGGUGAGGAGUUCGAGGAGCACACCAAGGGCCUGGACAACCGAAAAGUCAAGACUCUGGUUACCUGGGAUGGAGACAAGCUGGUGUGUGUCCAGAAGGGCGAGAAGGAAAACCGAGGCUGGACACAUUGGAUUGACGGAGAGGAGCUGCACCUGGAAAUCAGGGUUCUUGAUAAAGUCUGCCACCAGGUGUUUAAGAAGAAGUGAAAAAAAACAAGUUCUUGUUGUCUUUUUAAAUGUGGAGAACUGAAAUAAAACGAUUUAUUACAAUUUAAA
Molecule: messenger RNA, 557 nt
Organism: Oryzias melastigma (Indian medaka)
Lineage: Eukaryota; Metazoa; Chordata; Actinopteri; Beloniformes; Adrianichthyidae
Product: retinol-binding protein 2
Exons: 4
Coding region: 84-488 (134 amino acids)
Biological process (GO): fatty acid transport
Cellular component (GO): cytosol; nucleus
Molecular function (GO): fatty acid binding
Source: RefSeq, a predicted model, not a curated record